Molecule: messenger RNA, 8802 nt
Organism: Megalobrama amblycephala (Wuchang bream)
Lineage: Eukaryota; Metazoa; Chordata; Actinopteri; Cypriniformes; Xenocyprididae
Gene: dock4b
Product: dedicator of cytokinesis 4b
Exons: 52
Coding region: 156-6128 (1990 amino acids)
Biological process (GO): small GTPase-mediated signal transduction; cell chemotaxis
Cellular component (GO): plasma membrane; cytoplasm
Molecular function (GO): GTPase activator activity; small GTPase binding; guanyl-nucleotide exchange factor activity
Source: RefSeq, a predicted model, not a curated record
GCGCGCCGCCGUUUUCUCGUCUCGUGCAGCGCAGUUCGCUCGAGCGGUCUGAACAAUGACUGCGCGAGAGGAUGAUGCGAGUCUGGAGAAAUGCGUGAUUUAACACCAGUACUGUACAUUGCGCUGUUUUAUACGCUUUUUUCAAAACAAACACCAUGAAUAUGUGGAUUCCUACAGAACACGAGAAAUACGGAGUCGUGCUGGCCAGUUUCCGAGGAACAGUACAGCAUGGCUUGCCUUUGGAGAUCGGUGACACGGUGCAGAUCCUAGAGAAAUGUGAAGGUUGGUACAGAGGAUUCGUCCUCAAGAACCCGAAUGCCAAGGGCAUUUUCCCAUGCAACUACAUUCAUCUGAAGAAUGCGCAUAUCAAGAAUAAGGGGCAGUUUGAGACGGUGAUGCCGACUGAAGACUCUGUCAUUACGGAGAUGACGUCCACCCUGAGGGACUGGGGUGCCAUGUGGAAGCAGCUCUUUGUGAAAAAUGAAGGAGAUCUCUUUCACAGACUGUGGCAUGUGAUGAAUGAGAUUUUGGACCUUAGGCGGCAGGUUUUGGUGGGUCACCUGACCCACGACCGCAUGAGGGAUGUCAAACAGCACAUCACGGCACGUCUGGACUGGGGCAAUGAGCAGCUGGGUUUGGACCUGGUACCCAGAAGAGAGUUCAGCAUGGUGGACCCGGAUGAAAUCAGCGUCACCGAGCUCUACCGACUGAUGGAGCAUCGACACCGAAAGAAAGAAACUCCGACUCCUGUCAGCACACAUCACCUGUUUGUCCAUUUGAAGAGUCUGAUGAGCUCAAACCUGGGUGAAGAACUGGAGGUCUUUUUCUUUAUCUAUGAUAGUCGAGAGAACAAACCGCUCAGUGAAAGGUUCUUUGUUAAACUCAAUAAAAACGGUCUGCCCAAGUUUCCAGAGAAGACUGAAAGACAAUGCACACUUUUUGUGGAUCUGGGGAGCGGCGACCUGAGAAAAGACGUGUAUAUUGUCGUUCACAUCAUUCGGAUUGGGAGGAUGGGUGCAGGAGAGAAGAAGAACACGUCUAAUGUGCAAUACAGGCGUCCAUUCGGCUGUGCUGUGGUCAGCAUCGCUGAUCUCCUCACUGCUGACUCCAAAGACGACCACCUGCUGAAGGUUUAUGCUUGCAACACAGAGAGCGAUUGGAGUCAAACACACGACAACAUCAUUAAAAAAGUCAACUCCAGAUACAACCUUUCAGGCUCCAACACAGGUCUGGCGGUGGCACUCCAGUUGCUGCACGGCGACAUUGAACAGCUGCGGAGAGAGUACAUGGUCCUUUUCACCAGAGGAGUGUCCAUAACCAAAAAACUGGGCUUCUCUGAUGUCAUCAUGCCAGGUGAGAUGCGAAAUGAUCUAUACAUCACACUGGAGAAGGGUGAAUUCGAGAAGGGAGGGAAGAGCGUGGCGAGAAACGUGGAGGUCACAGUCUACGCGCUGGACACCGAUGGACAGAUUCUCAAGGGGUUUGUGGCCGUGGGCUCGGGCGAGCCGGGCGGAGACGAGUAUCACACCUUCGUGCUUUACCACAACAACAGCCCGCGAUGGUCAGAGCUAAUAAAGCUGCCCAUUCCUGUCGACAUGUUCCGGGGCUCUCACGUCCGGUUCGAGUUCCGCCACUGUUCCACGAAAGACAAGGGGGAGAAGAAGCUCUUCGGAUUCUCAUUCGUUCCUCUAAUGCAGGAAGACGGGCGGACUCUGCCCGACGGCACCCACGAGCUCAUCGUUCAUAAGUGUGAGGAGAACGCUAACCUGCAAGACUGUGCUCGCUACCUCAAACUGCCCUUCUCAAAAUCAAAUCUGCCCGGCAACAACCAAACUGUGAAAGGCACUAAGGAAUCCCUGUGGAUCACUUCAUUCCUUUGUUCUACCAAACUCACUCAGAACGGUGACAUGCUGGACUUACUGAAGUGGAGAGCCCAUCCGGAGAGAAUCAGUGACAGCCUGUCUAAACUCAAAGAGAUCGAUGGCUCAGAAAUAGUUAAGUUUUUACAGGAUACACUGGACACACUUUUCGGCAUUUUGGACGAGAGCUCACAGAGAUAUGCACUGAAGGUGUUUGAUUGUCUGGUCCACAUUAUAAACUUGCUCCAGGAUAGCAAGUUUGAGCAUUUUAAACCAGUCAUGGACACCUACAUUGAAAGCCACUUUGCAGGAGCCCUGUCAUACAGGGAUCUGAUCAAGGUGUUGAAGUGGUACGUGGACCGCAUUAUUGAAGCGGACCGUCAGGAACACAUCCAACAGGUGCUAAAGGCGACAGAGUAUAUUUUUAAGUAUAUUAUCCAGUCGCGACGGCUGUUUGCCCUAGCCACAGGCGGACAGAGUGAGGAGGAGUUCCGCUGCUGUAUGCAUGAGCUUUUCAUGUCCAUCCGCUUCUUCCUCUCGCAGGAGAACAAGGGCUCACGGCCCAUCACGCAGACACAGGCAGUGUUUCUGCAGCAAUUCCCGGCAGUGUACGGGGAGUUGUUGAAGCUCUUUACUGUCAGGGAAGUGGCCACGUUUGUACGGGAGACAUUGGGAAGCCUCCCCACCGCCUCCCAGGCAGACUGCCCCCUAGAGGCCGUCAAACUGCACUGCAUCACUAAAACCGUAGAGAGCCAACUCUACACCAACCCUGAGUCUAGAUGUAUUCUGCUCCCGGUGGUAUUGCGUUUGCUCCAGGCCCACAUGCAGGAGCAGCGAGAUCUUGUCAUGUGUGCUCACAUACUCACCUGCAUGCUGUCCCUCCUCAAGAAGGACGAUGCGGAGCAGACCGCAUCCGAGGAGGUCGAUCUGAUUGUGGAGAGUGUUUUGGGUGUGUUACUGCGGACCAUACUGGAAGUUUCUAACAGGCCCCAACCAGCAGGACCUACACUACGACCCCAAGUUCAAGACGUUACGGGGGAGUUUGUGUCGUGUCUCUUGGCUCUGUUGAGGCAUAUGAAGGACAGACACUACCAGCAACUCCUGCAGAGGUUCACUAGUAAAGACGACCUGCGGGACUUUCUCCUGCAUAUCUUCACUGUGUUUCGGAUCCUGAUAAGACCAGAGAUGUUCCCCAAAGACUGGACGGUCAUGCGGCUCGUCACCAACAACAUCAUCAUCACCACUGUGCUCUACCUGUCAGAUGCUUUAAGAAAAAACUUUCUCAGUGACAAGUUUGACUACAAGGUGUGGGACUCCUACUUCUGCCUGUCUGUUAUAUUCAUCAACCAGUCCUGCCUUCAGCUCGAGACCUUCUCUGCAUCAAAGAGGAAGAAAAUACUGGAAAAGUACGGAGACAUGCGUGUCAUGAUGGGAUGUGAGAUUUUCAGCAUGUGGCAGAAUUUAGGAGAGCACAAGCUGAACUUCAUCCCAGCAAUGAUUGGCCCAUUCCUGGAGGUGACACUGGUGCCUCAGCCGGACCUGAGGAACGUGAUGAUCCCAAUCUUUCACGACAUGAUGGACUGGGAGCAGCGCAGAAGCGGCAACUUCAAACAGGUGGAAGCAAAACUUAUUGACAAGCUGGACAGCCUCAUGUCAGAGGGAAAAGGAGAUGAAACGUACAGAGAGCUCUUCAAUAGCAUUCUAUUGAAGAAGAUCGAAAGGGAGACGUGGAGGGAGAGCGGGAUAUCCCUCAUAGCCACGGUCACACGGCUGAUGGAGCGACUGCUGGACUACAGAGACUGUAUGAAGUUGGGAGAAGUGGAUGGAAAAAAGAUUGGCUGUACAGUCAGUCUGCUGAACUUCUACAAAACGGAGCUGAAUAAAGAGGAAAUGUACAUCCGCUACAUUCACAAGCUGUAUGACCUGCAUCUGAAAGCACAGAACUACACAGAGGCCUCGUAUACACUUCUGCUCUACGACGAGCUUCUGGAAUGGUCUGAGAGGCCCCUGCGGGAGUUUCUGAGUUACCCGAUGCAGAGCGAGUGGCAGAGGAAGGAGUACCUGCAUCUCACCAUCAUCCAGAACUUUGACCGUGGAAAGUGUUGGGAGAAUGGCAUCAUCCUGUGCAGAGAGUUAGCGGACCAGUACGAAUCCUACUACGAUUACAGAAACCUCAGCAAAAUGAGGAUGAUGGAAGCUUCAUUUUACGAUAAAAUAAUGGACCAACAGCGGCUGGAGCCAGAGUUCUUCAGAGUGGGCUUCUACGGCAAAAAGUUCCCCUUCUUUCUACGGAAUAAGGAGUUUGUGUGCCGUGGUCAUGACUACGAGCGUCUGGAGGCGUUCCAGCAGCGCAUGCUCAAUGAGUUCCCUCAUGCCAUCGCAAUGCAACACGCCAACCAGCCUGACCAGACCAUCUACCAGGCUGAAGCCCAAUGUAUCCUCCAGACAUCUCUUGUCUUUCCUGGUCACUCACAUACUUGCAUGCCAACUCAGACUCUUAUGCUUGCAGAUGACAUUGCACGUUCCCUGACGAACUUUCAUGCAGAUCUGCAGAUCUAUGCUGUCACACCAAUCCCAGACAGCCAGGACGUCCUGCAACGUGACGGUGUCCCUGACAACAUCAAGAGCUUCUAUAAGGUCAACCACAUCUGGAGGUUUCGUUACGACCGGCCGUUUCACAAGGGUACCAAAGACAAAGAGAAUGAGUUUAAGAGCCUGUGGGUAGAAAGAACGACAUUAACACUUGUACAGAGUCUCCCAGGCAUCUCCCGCUGGUUUGAAGUGGAGAGGAGGGAACUGGUGGAGGUGAGUCCACUGGAGAAUGCUAUUGAGGUUAUCGAGAACAAGAACUUGCAGUUGCGGACGUUGAUUACGCAGUGUCAAACCCGGCAGAUGCAGAACAUCAAUCCCUUGACCAUGUGUCUCAACGGAGUCAUCGACGCCGCUGUCAACGGAGGUCUCGCUCGCUAUCAAGAGGCGUUCUUCGUGAAGGACUACAUCAUGAAUCACCCCGAAGAUGGAGACAAAAUUGGUCGUCUCCGAGAGCUCAUGUUUGAGCAGGCUCACAUACUGGAGUUUGGUUUGACUGUGCAUGAGAAGUUUGUACCUCAAGACAUGCGACCCCUGCACAAGAAACUGGUGGAUCAGUUUCAUCUCAUGAAAUCCAGCCUCGGCAUACAGGAAUUUCCGGCCUAUGUGCGAGCCAGCCCAAUCCACUUCACCAACGGAAGCCCUCGAGCCGGAAGAAACUCAGCGCCCAAUAUAAUGAAUCCAGAGGGAGGAGCGCGUGUGGUGUCACGCCGCAGUCCCCUCAGCUACCCAGCAGUCAACCGCUACUCUUCAUCCUCGCUGUCAUCGCAGGCGUCCAAUGAAGUGAGCAACAUCACGGGCCAAUCGGAGAGCUCGGAUGAAGUCUUCAACAUGCAGCCAAGUCCGUCUACCUCAAGUCUCAGUUCCAAUCACUCGGCCUCUCCCAACGUGACCAGCUCAGCUCCGUCCAGUGCCAGAGGUUCUCCACAGUUGUCAGAUAAACACAAGCAUUCCCGAGAGAAUUGCCUCUCACCGAGAGAGAGACCCUGCAGCGCCAUAUAUCCAAACCCCCUGGAUCCCACACAGAGGCCGGUCCCACACCCAGCGGGCGAUGCCUCCAUGCCUCGCAGUGACCCCAACAUCUCUACCCCCGACAAAGUGGUGAAGCCUGCACCUAGUAGCUGGAGUCUAGACAUGCCGCCCUCUGAUUUUAAUGGAAAGGGCCCCCCUGUUCCUCCUAGACCACCAUACACAGGAUCUCCUGCCAAGACUACACGAUCACAGUCCCCUGUGAUGACAUCACGCUCGCCUCAGAAGACCUCUGCGCCUCCGUUCACCCCUUCGCCCACAGAGUGCCAAACUACAGGGUUGGUGUCAAAUUCUCCGGUGCUUUCUGGAAGCUACAGCAGCGGCAUCUCGUCUCUCAGUCGCUGUAGCGUCUCUGAGGCCUCCGGAACUGAGAACACAUCCACUGACCACGCCCUCCCAAACUCCGCCUCCAGCGGCUCAGACGAGCUCAUUCGUCGGGAGAACAAGACUCCGCCUCCUUACAGCAUACACGAGCGGAACAACCCCCGCAGACAGGUCCCGCUUCCACCGAGCUUGUCGAUUCCUCCAAGCAUUGAUGCGCCGCCCAUUCCGCCCAAACCGCACCAGAUUCGAAGACAAGAUACUGAACCACGUCGACCCGACCAGUUUCCCAGACCCCGACCCAUUCCUAGGAAAGUCUCACAGCUCUAACGCUGCACCCCUCACACCGACCCCACCAUUUGCACUUUUACACUUAACCUCUCUGGGUUUACGAUUAUAAACUCCCAGUUAUAAAAUAGACUGUGGAAUAUUUUUAAUAUAUAAAUAUAUAUUUAGAGCGAGAGGGGAUAUAGGGGUAUGACUGCAUUUUAUGCACUUUUUAGGUUUGAAAUUAUAGGUUCGCUUGUCAAAUUACCCAAGACCCUAAAUUAACUCUAAACAAAACUUAGUACCAUGGUAUUUUCUCAGAUUUUUCAUAGAUUUAUCAAUGCUAAUGUGUAUUUAUAGUGAUUGAAACAAGACAUGUUUUGCCUUAAGAGUCUUUUUAUCAAUGAGAAAUGCACGAUUAAAAGUUCUUUGUACUUUUAAAUAGACAAAAGGUGCUAGAAGUCCUCUAUAUUAAUGUUAGCACAAAAUGUUCAAGAUUGCAUUUUCCUUUGAGUCUAAGGCCUAUUCACACCGAAUGAGAGAAGAAAAAAAAUUUGUGGUAAAAUAUUAGAACAUUGCUGAAGUAGUUUUAAAAGAGAAUACAGCCUCAUGAAUCUGAAGCUUUGGAAUUUAAGUUGAUAAAGUAUGGGCAAAAUAGUAAUUAAUUGCAGAUUUUUUAGGGAAAAUAUAUAGACAUCCAUUGCAAAAGCCUCUAAAAGCCACAUCAGUCAAAAAUGAGAUUACAAUACUGCAUGAAUGCUGUCCACACAUGGUAUAUGUUCAUCAAAUUCUUUCACUUCAAACCCGCUAAAUCUCUCAUUUUAAAGAAAACUGUCAGAUGGACUUAGUCUUUUGCUUCUGAAAUCUUCAUAUAGUUCAUGAGGCGACUAAAGCAGCACUUUUUCACAGUUCCCUUAUCUGUCCUGUGGUUUUAUAUUUAUGCACAUUUAUUAUAUAUGCACAUAUUUUAUUAGUGGACUUUCAAAUGAAACUGGGUUUAUGCCUGUAGUACAAAGGGUUCAUGAAGUAGUACGGUAUUUUUGUGUUCAAAAAGGGGUGUACAAAGAUGACAUUAUUCCUAUGUCUAAUGCCAUUACACCGGUUAACUAAAUGGCUUAAGCGUCACCAAUGUGCUAAACUGUGCAGUUGCAGCAGUGGCUCAGGAAACAAAAAAUGCCUGUGUCAUUGAUCAGUUAGUUUUCUUUGCAGUCUGAAGAAAUAAAUAAAAAAAAUGCUUUCAGUUUAAAAUGCACUCGGUGUGAAUAGGCCUUUAGAAAGCUCAUUGCUUCUAUAAGACCAAGUUACCAUAGUCUCUAUUCUUAUUACUGAAAAUCCACAUGCAAAGAGCUCUCAUGGGUUAGACAAAUCAUGUAAACUUUCACCAUAUGAACUGCCACAUUUGCAUCGACUAAUGUGAGUGUAAUCAAGAGGAGUACCUCCGGCCCAUUUGUGUAAAUGGAGCGCGAUUGUCUGCGAUAAUCGCGCUCCAAACUAUCAAGCAUUGAUAGUUUCUUUAAGUUUCUUUAGAGUUUGGGGUCUGAAUGAUUAGAACCCGUGUAGGUGGUCCGAAUAAAUCCCAACAAGGGUUUCCAUACAGAGCGCACAUGCCCACGUAGUGUAAAUGGAGAUAUACUUUUGUGGAGUUUUGCCAAGUGUUGUGCCAAAGGAACAGGUGGGCUGUAAGAAAAAUGGAUGUCUUGAACUCGAAGAUGCUUUAUUAGGAUGCAAAUGGAGCGUUAGACAUCCACUGUAAUAGACUUCACUGUAAGGACUCAACGGUGCACCGGACCACUUUACGGUGCCUCGUUACCGUACGGCUGCUGGUUGUCUGAAAGACAGUGAGACGAAGUGAUAUAGCCUGGUGAAAAAGCUUCAUAUAAAAGGUACUUGAUCUACCUAGGGCAUUACAGAGACUCAAGCUGCCAUUGGGCAAUAAGGGCUGCCAUUCCUGUUCACACUUUUAAUCUGAAUUUAUGCGUUCCAGUCAAAUCUGGAUUGGCACCUCUGGACUGCACCUUCCCUGACCUCAUGUUUCAUUUACCUGUAUGAAACGCAGGUAGAGUGACCAUCUGCAGCCUGUUUGAAUAAUUAUUACACACAUAAACGCUUCUGUAGAUUCCAACACAGUUGCACAGUGCAUAGCAGUGUGAAAUCUGCAGAAGAGUUUAGGAAUGUUUAUGCAUUUUGCAUGCUAAUUUCAUUUGAUGUCCAAUUGUUGCCAAGUUUACAAUUCUGUAGGGCCCUGCUAAUGAAAUCCUGGUGAAUAUAGAAGUGGAGAGACCAGCUAUUGUUUUGUUUUAGUGGAAAAUGUGAUCGUCUAACGCAGUACAAUGUCCUCACUUGUUUUCUCUUUCUUAUUAAUUCUCAAAUUAACUUGAGUAUAUGAUUUUUAUUUUCUCCUUUUUACGGUCACAUUUUAUGAGACUCGGAUUUGUUGCGAAUGCUAGAUGAUGAUGGCAUUCACAAAAAUCAGUACUUGAGAAAACUGUAAAUUAAAUAACAAAAUUGUUGUAAUUAUGCCAAAUGCAAUAUCUUGUCUAUUGUACAUAACAUGUUUUUAACAGAAGAAGUGUAGCUAUAACAAAUUUACAGCUUUGAAUGUUUGAACAGCAAAUUAAGAUGAUAAAUGUCAAAUAUUUAUGUAUUUUGUGAGCGUAGGGAAAAUGAGGUUGAGAAAGCGCCUAACACAUUUACAUUCUAAUGACUUCCUGUCUAAUAAACAUUUCCAGCAAGAACA